This is a messenger RNA of Solanum dulcamara, 495 nucleotides long. RefSeq lists its product as uncharacterized. The transcript is spliced from 2 exons. The record is from RefSeq and is a predicted model, not a curated record. The coding region runs from base 1 to 495 and encodes 164 amino acids. NCBI's taxonomy places the organism in Eukaryota, Viridiplantae, Streptophyta, Magnoliopsida, Solanales, Solanaceae.
AUGGUGGAAGGUCAAUGCUUGGUAACGCCAGGAGACUCCUCGCAAUCACACUCUCUGCGUGAAAGGAUGGUGGUAGAGCAUGGGCGUCCCUUAUAUGUGCACCCAUCGGACACCUCGGGGUGCGUGCCUGCACCAGUGAAACUCACCGGAUCUGAAAACUAUGGAGUUUGGAGCAGGGCCAUGAGAAUCUCACUAUUGGCUAAGAAGAAAUUGGGCUUUGUAACAGGCAAAUGCACAAAGGACUCAUUUGAUGAGUCGCUUCAUGAACAGUUGAAGGAAAUGUGGAAUGAAUCUGAUGUGAUAGCCCCUUCUCCAAACUGUGGCUGUCCAAAAUUAAAGGACUACAUUGAGUACCUGCAACAGCAAAGGCUAAUGCAGUUUUUAAGCGGAUUAAAUGAGUCAUAUGAUCAGGCCAAGAGGCAAAUCUUGAUGAAGUCUACUGCAUCAACUGUGAAUCAGGCAUAUGCCUUGAUAGUGCAGGAUGAGAGUCAGUAG